AUGACCAAGAAACAAUUGAAGGAGCCUUUGAACAACUUGUCCGACAACCACUGUCACUUUAGUCCUGUUGCAACUCGCGAAGACGCAUAUAAACUCGCAGGUACUUUGAAUGGUCUCGACUUUGAGUUCCCCACUAAGUUCUUUCACUUGAUGACGACACAACAUAUCGAUAUUGAAUGUAUUGAUAUUUUGUUGACACAAUUACAAAAGCCGGAUAUAAUGGUGCCUUAUUUUGGGGUACAUCCGUGGUUCAGUCACUUGUUCUACAUAGGCACCAAACCGAAUAAGAGGGAUCACUUUUGCCGGGUGCUUAAACCAGAACCUAGUGAUGAGUUGAUUGACAUCUUACCAGAACCGAUGAGUAUGGAUGAACACACAGAUAGUAUGAAGGAGAUCAUCAAAAAGCACAAUUUAAAGGUUUACGGCAUUGGAGAAAUCGGGUUAGACAAGUUGUUUCGAGUUCCAAAACUGGGUUGGUUAGGCAAUCCCAGUCAUGUCGCAGAAGAGCAGGAUAAACUCACCAAAUCGCGUGUAACAAUGGAGCAUCAAAUGGAUGUAUUCAAACACCAGCUACAGCUAGCUGAGAAGUUAGGUAAACAAGUAUCGAUCCAUUGUGUCAAAGCUCAUGGGAUAUUGUACGAUGAGGUGAUGCGGUACAAAAAAAUAGCCGUGGUGCUUCAUUCAUACACCGGCUCGACAGACCAAGCUAAGAGAUGGCUCAAAACCACUCCAGUCAAACUCUAUUUUUCAUUAUCGGACUGGAUCAAUGGAGAAAAAAAUGAAUUAUUGAAACUACUAAUGGAGCAAUCUGAUGGUUCGGAAAUUUUGACUGAAAGUGACAUGGGAAUCGAUAAAUAUUUCCUACAAGGCAACACAUCAGAGUACUUUGAUCAUCUCACUGGCAUAUUCCAAAAAAUCAACAAUUACAAACAUAUAGAAUCCUCUCAGAUCAAGUCAAAUAUGAUAGAUUCGCUAAAUACAUUAUAA
Molecule: messenger RNA, 987 nt
Organism: Lodderomyces orthopsilosis Co 90-125
Lineage: Eukaryota; Fungi; Ascomycota; Pichiomycetes; Serinales; Debaryomycetaceae
Product: putative endodeoxyribonuclease
Exons: 1
Coding region: 1-987 (328 amino acids)
Molecular function (GO): hydrolase activity, acting on ester bonds
Source: RefSeq, a predicted model, not a curated record